This is a messenger RNA of Exaiptasia diaphana, 4062 nucleotides long. RefSeq names its product trichohyalin. Lineage: Eukaryota; Metazoa; Cnidaria; Anthozoa; Actiniaria; Aiptasiidae. The record is from RefSeq and is a predicted model, not a curated record. The transcript has 19 exons. The coding region runs from base 1647 to 3347 and encodes 566 amino acids.
GGAGCCAUGUUUCUCAGACGUUAUUCAAUCACCAGUCAGGAAGUUUUAAUUUCUAUUCAAUAGGUUGAUUUUCAAUUUCCCGURACAUUUUCUUUGGUAAGCGAGUGUAAGAAGUGAAGAUGAGGUUAAGAGUUGUAAUUCUACUUGUUAUACUUGUACUGGUGCUAUGCGACUUUGAAGCGAAUGCGUGGAGAAGAAGAAGAAGGAGACGUCGAAAAGUCAUUCUAGUGAAAGGUCCUCCAGGACCUCGUGGUCGAAUGGGACGACCCGGUGCUCGAGGSGCAACGGGCAAACCGGGUCCUCGUGGUGCUCAAGGCCCACAAGGCGUUAAAGGCAACACAGGAACUCCAGGACCUAAAGGACCCCCUGGUCCUCCUGGCCUGCCUGGAAGUUCCUCUCAAAGGCUUCAAUGCAGUACCCUCACAUCCAAUCUGACSAAAACCGUGGUUUGUCCAGAUCGUGAUCAAAUGGUCUCUUGUCUAUGUCAGAGCACUAAUCCUAAGUGUUCACCUAUUAUAAAUACCUCUGAUAUGCAAAAGAAGAACAAAUGUUCAUGUAAAUGUGCUCUGCCGAUCGCUGUUUGCUGUAAGCUUGUCAAUUCUUCGCAAGAGAGAGCAGGAGGAAAAUAAAGUAUGACUAAUCAGAGAUAUUAAAAUAUGAAAAAUUGAAAACAGAUUGAUGACUAAUAACUUUAAUAAUACUUAUAAGGAUCAAUAACGAUUGAUAAAUCUUGGCUGCAGCGCACUGAUAGGUCAGACAGCGUCCAACAUUUCGCUGUUCAAUAAAUGCACGCCGAAAAGAAACUUUCUAUGAACCAAAACAAAAAGGUCUCUUAGAAAUUGUAGAUAAGGGUCAGUAACAAUUGCGGAAGCUAGCGCACUGGUCACACAGCGUCCUACAUUUCGCUGGUAAAUCGAUGCGAAAGUAACGUAUUAUGAACAAAAAAGGUUUCUUAAAGAUUCUAGAAAAAUAAUCAAAAGAAACACCAAAGCAAUCACUGAAUACAUCAUUAAGCAAUCGUUAAAACUGUACUCUGAUUGAAAGGAGAAAAAAAGAAAAAAUAUAUAGAGAAAAAAGAGAAUUUUUUAAAUAUUUCGAAAUCUUUUCAGUAUCAGUUCAAGUAUUCAGAUGUCCUUAAUGCAGAUAUUCUCCACAAAGGGAUGUUAUUAUUUCAUAGAAAAUCAAUCCCUAUGUGUUUCCAAUAUUUAUCAUUGCCGAGGGAAACUAGCCACCUUCUUCGCAGGGAACUCCACUUCGUUUCCACUCGAGUCCUGCGAAGGCGACUAAAGCGAAACCGAGCUGAUCGCUGCCCCUCGUGCGCAGUCACGAGCUAUAAAAACACACRACCUCUAAAAAGUACAUCCAAAAUAACCUAUUUCCAGUUUCAAAAGAAAAUACUAUAUUCUUGAUUAUUUUCUACAUUAUUCGGUUAAACAGCUGAAGAARAACAGAGUAUAAAUAUUCCGCAUGCACCACGCUGAUUUAACAAAGGACUGUCAUAUGAGCAUAAUUAAUUGUCAUGGCAACGGUCCGUAUAGUCUAUUGGAUUCGUGUCUCUGUGAUCACCGACCUCGACGGACUCGAGUCCUCAAAAUGCUUGAUUUAUAAUUCUUUUAGAAAGAUCUAGUACGUUUUAGAUAUCCAGAAUGGUGCUACCUUUUCAUAGGCAGCCUUUGCUGCAUAAAAGGUAUGAAAUGCUUGAUAUGCCCACYGGUGAGCAAACCUCGAAAUCAUCAUCACUUGGAAGCACAGACGAACGAAAAGGAGAUGAGUACGCCAAUUUUUUAAAAUCUCUGUCAAGUGGUGAAAGGCAAGAUGAAACAGUUUCAAAACCUAAACCUCAAACUAACAAGUCGACUAAUACUACACUACCUUCAACAAGCACAAAAGGCAACCAGCAAAGUGGUGUUUCACCUCGACCCAAAAGCUCAAAGAAUGAAGGGGUGUUGCAAGUUAGUUUACGGGCUUCACAAAAUGAAAGGGACCACAGAAGAAAGAUGAGAAUCAUUGAGGAUGUUAUGCUUCAACAUAAACAAGGRGAACGAGAGUUGAAAAGAAGCGAAGGAGAUAUAAUUAAAAAGCAGCAACAUUUACGUCGUGUUAUGCUAGAUUAUGAAAAUAAUAUUUACAAAAAGAAGAGAGAAGAAGAGAAAAAACUUAGUGACAACAACACAAGUAUUGAGAAGAUAAAACAACAGCAUUCUGUACAAGAGGACAGGGCAACCAAAAUUAGGAUUGAAAGGAAUUUAUCAGCAGGAUUGAAAAUGAGAGAUAAGGAAAGAAAGACAUUUCUUCACUUAAAUGGUACUGAGUUUGAUUAUUAUAAAGUUGCCAAGCAGCUCGAACUGACUAGAAACGAAGUUGCGCGCCUCACGGCUGAAUAUGAAGCGAACCUGAAGAAAAAGGAGGAGGAAGAAUAUGAAUUGAAAAAGCAAAUGGCRGAGCUUUCAAUCAGUGUGAACAUGGAAGCACAGAAGAAACGAACAUUACAUGUGGAAGAUAGGAGUAAUCGCAAAGACACAACUUACAAAGAUAUCCAGGAUCGAAGUAGGAGGCAAGGAAAAUUGAAUGAAAAGAUUAACUAUACCGAGAACCAAGGCCUGCGAUAUGAAUUCAAUAAAAGACGUUUGAGUCGUGAUUUACUGGYUACGAAAGAUACACUCUCCCUGAAGAACAGAGAAGAGGGCCGUAAGAUGACGGAUGUAAGCAGACGUCUACAGCAUAACUCAACAAGUCAAAGGGAAGCAAAACUAGCCGCUGAAUACCUUGAACUGGAUCGUCAAGGAAAGGAGAUCGAAGAACGUGGUCAGUUUGCCGAGGCGAGACGCAAUCAAUUACUUGACCAAGCAACUCAGAACCGAAAAUUGCAAUACAAUCAGUCAAUUGCUGAAUGGAAGAAGCGUUACUUGGAUAAACACAACGAAUCGACUCGAAGGAACCACGAACACAGCAUCAAACACUUACAGAAAACUGUUGCCAAGCUUGAAGAGAAUGAGCAUGCGYUAUACAACCGGCUUCGUGCCGCUGAGAUGCAGCGACGUAAACAAGAACAGAUUGUUACCAGAAUGCAAGGCGAACUUGUGUCGAUGAAGAAAGAAAAUGCCAAGAAAAUAAAAGAAGCAACAGUGCAAUGUCAGAAAAGAGAAGUCGAAGUUGAACAAAAGCUUCUUAGAGAACGAGCUGAAUUAGCAAAGCUCCUCAGCCAGCGCGAAGAAACGAUUAAGAUGUUAAACCAACAGCGAAACACUUUACAAGAAGACAAAUACAUGCUAGGRGAAGAAGAAAGGGAACAUGACCGUAUCGCAAGAAUUGGUCAAAGAACAGAUCAAGUAGAGCAAGCAGUGUAACUGUAGAAGUGUACAACCGAGAAAUGUCGGCUUGUACCAAUUUUAUUUCCUGGAAUGUUAUUCACGAAUUCUUGAGCCCGCGGCUACAAAUAGUCAGCCAAAGCAACGUCAGCCUGUACCGAGUAUUAUCAGUAUAGUACCGAGCUUAUUUGAUUGGUUCAUCGUAGAUCAAGUCUCACUUGACUGAUGUUUUUGUAUUUGACCACGGAGAAUGGGCAUUGUGGGACGCCAUCUUGUCACGCUGAGCAUGCCGGUAAAUUUGAUCCUUCGCAUUUUUAAACCGUAAAAAUACAAAAGCUAUUUUCAUGUUUUCUACUCUGCAAAAAAAUGCCGCAAAAGUGAUUUCGCUAUUUUUAUCAAAGCACAAAAACAGAUUUAUUUUAGCCGCUGUCAAAAAAGUGCGAGGUUUGCUCAACAUGCUUUGUUUUACAAAAUGGCGUCUUUCCAUUAUGAAUCACCAUGAAAACGCAUCGGUGUGGACGUUAUAAGAGCUUGGUAGCUACCCUGAUCUCUUUGGCUGACCGGUUUAUAAUGCAGGCUCAUYUAUGGUAUCAGUUCUUUCACGGAUAUUAGUGUAUUUACUAUUUUCAAAUUAACAACGUUAAAUUAGUUUGAAUUUAUAAUAAUAUAUUGUUUUUUUAUAUAAUUGUAAAUAUGUAUUGCACCUUAAGGGUUUUUUAUGGUUUGUUAAAUAAAAGGAAUUGUGUGAUGAAUA